Molecule: messenger RNA, 1470 nt
Organism: Eremomyces bilateralis CBS 781.70
Lineage: Eukaryota; Fungi; Ascomycota; Dothideomycetes; Eremomycetales; Eremomycetaceae
Product: histone-fold-containing protein
Exons: 4
Coding region: 112-1056 (314 amino acids)
Biological process (GO): regulation of DNA-templated transcription
Cellular component (GO): CCAAT-binding factor complex; nucleus
Molecular function (GO): DNA-binding transcription activator activity, RNA polymerase II-specific; protein heterodimerization activity; DNA binding
Source: RefSeq, a predicted model, not a curated record
AUUCCUCAGCAUCGAAUUCAGCUCGCCAUCCCCCGACCGCUGCUGUAACCCAUCGGACGAGCUACAAACACGUCGGACAGAACUGCAGUCAGCCAUUUGAGUCAAGGCGCAAUGGACCCUGCAAGCAUGCAGGUAACAGGUCAACCCAAACUGCACCAGCAGCAGCAGACGGCUCAAUCUUCGCAAUCACAGAAUCCGCGCAAAUACGACGGCAAGAACGGCAAUCCCAAUUACGAUACGGACAAUGGUGGUCACUAUGGUGCAAGUCAACAAAUCGCCUUAUCUGGGCACGCUCCCAAUCCCGAAGUAUUUACCGGACACUGGGCAAACGUCAACCAAGGUCUUACUGGCCACUACCGCGACAUCCUCAACACGUACUGGCAACAACAAGUCACGAAGCUCGAAACCGACGAGCACGACUACAAGAUCCACCAGCUCCCCCUCGCGCGCAUCAAGAAAGUCAUGAAAGCCGACCCGGAAGUCAAGAUGAUCUCCGCUGAAGCGCCCAUCCUCUUCGCCAAAGGCUGCGACAUCUUCAUCACCGAACUCACCAUGCGCGCGUGGAUCCACGCCGAGGAAAACAAGCGCCGCACCCUCCAACGCUCCGACAUCGCCUCCGCCCUCGCCAAAUCCGACAUGUUCGACUUCCUCAUCGACAUCGUCCCCCGCGAGGAGGCCACCUCCCACAAACGCUCCCACGCCGCCGCCCAGGCCGCCGCCCAGCACCCCUCCCAGCACGACCAGUCCGCGCACGCCGCCGCCGGCGGGCACCCGAACACGCAUCCGAGGCAGGGCAUCGUCCCCCCGCAGGCCGUCGCGCAGCAGACCGGCGUGCAUCCGCCGCCGCCGCAUCAGAUGCCGCCGCCGGAGUACGCGAUGCCGGCGCAUUUGCAGCCUGACCAGGAGUAUCGGCAAGCACCGGGGAUGUAUGGAGCGCCGCAGGCAGUGCAGGGUGAUCCGGGGGCGCCGUAUGGGCAACAGGGGAUGGGGUUUGAUCACCAGGUGUAUGGGUAUGGGAUGCCGCCGCAGCAGGUGAGUGGAGAUAAGGGUGGGUAGGAAAUGGCACCGCUGAUGUGAUUUGUAGCAUUGAGUCGAUUCCGGGAGAUGGGAUGUAAGCAGGAAGGGGGAUGUGGGAUGAGUGGCAUGGAGUUCUCUGGAAUGGAGUAGCUGUCGUUAUCCAUACCUGACUUUGGUACUCACCGCGAUGAAAAUGACGAGGGAAAAUCAGUAGCAUGAUGGAGGGAAUUCAAGAGGUCGAGACUGGGUUUUCUUUUAUUUCAUUCCCAGUCAAGUUCUGGGACGGCGCCUUUCACUUCGCGAUGGUCAGAUUGGAGUAUAUAGGUCGUAUUAGAGGCGUUCGGACCUCGUUAAUGACAUUGCAUGAGUGUACAUGCAAAUGAAUUUCGUCCAAACUCAAACCCAUCAUUUUCUACGAAGCUUAAGGUAGUAUGUAAUAUACAUAGUUAAUCG